AUGGCAUCAGUAACGGUACGGCGGUUCCGCCCCGCAACAAUCGCGGCCACCGUCGCGGCAGGGGGCAUUGGUCUGGGCAUCUUCUCCAAGAUGAUGAUCGGGAACGCAGCGGCGGAAUCAGGGGCGCCGCCAAAGGUGUUUGGAGCUGGUCCGGCUUUUGUGUCGCUGCCGUUGGAGAGCUCUGAGCAGGUGAACCACAACACGAAGAAGCUGCGGUUCAAGCUGCCGCAGAGGGAUGCUGUAAGCGGGCUAUCAUUAACAUACGACGCCGGUUACCUCGAGCUCAUGGUGAAGAAGUACCCCGACGGCAAGCAGAGCACGCACCUGCACUCCCUCGCGCCGGGCCAGAAGCUGCUCUUCGCGGCCGCGCUCAAGGGCCACCAGUGGAAGCCCAACAGCUACCCGCACGUCACGCUCAUCGCCGGCGGCGCAGGCAUCACGCCCAUCUACCAGCUCGCGCAGGGUAUCCUGCGCAACCCGCAGGACAAGACGGCCAUCACUCUCGUCUUCGGCGUCAACUCGGACCAGGACGUGCUCCUGAAGAAGGAGUUUGAGGAGUUUGAGAGGGAGUUCCCCGGGCGCUUCAGGGCGGUGUAUACGGUGAGCAACCCCGUGGCCGGGUCGCCGUACCGCAAGGGCUAUGUGACGAAGCAGCUGCUGGAGGAGGUCGCGCCGGUGCCGAAGACGGCGGAGACCAAGGUGUUUGUGUGCGGCCCGCCGGCGAUGGAGGCGGCGCUGGUUGGGAAGAGGACUGUGCCUGGGAUUUUGCAGGAGUUGGGGUAUCGCAAGGACCAGAUUCAUCAGUUCUAG
Messenger RNA from Colletotrichum chrysophilum, 810 nucleotides. RefSeq lists its product as uncharacterized. Gene Ontology annotation, molecular function: cytochrome-b5 reductase activity, acting on NAD(P)H. Gene Ontology annotation, biological process: ergosterol biosynthetic process. The coding region runs from base 1 to 810 and encodes 269 amino acids. The record is from RefSeq and is a predicted model, not a curated record. The transcript is spliced from 2 exons. Lineage: Eukaryota; Fungi; Ascomycota; Sordariomycetes; Glomerellales; Glomerellaceae.